AUUGUCUUUAUUUUUCCUAUUACUUUCGUAAUCUUAACACAGAAAAUUUCGUUUGUUUCGGAAAAUAUUUUGUACAAAAAAUAGUUCAAAAACUUUUAUAUUAAUAAUAUUAAUUAAAUCUAAAAUAAUAAAUGUAAGAUUAAAAAUGUAAUUUACCUAAAAUGUAAUAAUAAAAGAUUUAAAAAAAUAAAAAGAUUAAUUAAAAAGAAAACCAUAGAGGAAAAGGCUUUCCACUGACCGACACGUGUACAUUCUCCCUUCCGUCCCCGCUGUUUUUUCCCACCAAUAAUAAAGAAGAUUUAGCUUCGAAAAUGUAGUUUGCCUUUUCUGUGUUUGAAAAACCAAUCCAUUUCUCAACUGCUUACUCAUCGUCACUCUCAGCGACGCUGACUCAGAGAAACACAAUGAAAUAAAAUAAAUUAAACUAAAAUAAUAAUUAAUACAGAUAGGGAAUCUGAAAUUGAAAUCAUUUUGUUGGUAAUCAUUGAUUACGAGGAGAAAAGGUAGGGUGUGGUGGCCGUUCCACGCUCAACACUUCGGAGAAAAUGGCCACCAUAGGCGUUUCAGGUUCAGAGUCACCGGAAAGCAUCCAAACUUCUCUUUUAAACGUCGUCGUUGAAGGCUUCGUUGAUUACAGAGGCCUCCCGACCUACAGAUCAAACUCCUGGGGAUGGACAUCAGCGUCUUUCAUAUUAGGUUGAGAAAUAAGCUUUUUAUUAUUAUUAUUAUUAGGUCCCUUUAUUGCUGAUUCUUGUCUUGGAAGAUAUCGUACCAUCGUCGUUGGAUGUGUUAUCUGCAUAUUAGGUCUUGGCUUGUUGACUCUAUCGACUACUAUUUCUUCUUUCAGUGCUUCUAGUGGCCCAUUUCAAGUAGUUUUCUUCUUCUUUUCUCUAUAUUUGGUAGCUUUUGGGCAAGGUGGAUAUAAACCUUGUGUUCAGGCUUUUGGAGCAGAUCAAUUUGAUGAAAGAGACCCCAAGGAAAGCAUAGACAAAAACUCUUUCUUCAACUGGUGGUAUUUUUCUAUGUGUUCAGGCAUCUUAGUAGCACGAUUGAUCUUAAUCUACAUACAAGACAACCUUAAUUGGACCUUUGGUUUUGGAAUCCCAUGUAUUGUGAUGGUCAUUGCACUAUUCAUAUUCUUACUUGGUAGUAAGACGUAUCGCUAUAGUAUCAAGGUGGAAGAAAAAAGUGCGUUUCAAAGAAUUAGACAGGUUUUUGUUGCAACCAUUAGAAACUGGCGAUCUUCUUCUGCAAUAGCUUUGGAGGAAGAAGCUUGUCAAUCGCUGCCUCACCAUAGCUCUGAUCAAUUCAUGUUCCUUAACAAAGCCCUGUUUGAGUGUAGCCUUAAUGAAGUUGAAGAAGCUAAAGCAGUACUUAGACUUAUUCCUAUAUGGGCUUUGUGUUUGAUAUUUGGUGUUGCGGAUGCACAGUUCUCAACUUUAUGCACUAAGCAAGGAGCAACUAUGGAUAGAUCAAUUUCCCCAGGUUUCGAUAUACCACCAGCUUCACUUCAAUCUCUUAUCAGCAUUACUAUUAUUUUAUUCAUUCCAACCUAUGACCGCAUCAUUGUUCCCAUAGCAAGGAAUUUAACUAAAAAUCCUUCUGGCAUUACAAUGCUUCAGAGGAUUGGAACUGGGAUGGUUUUUUCUGCCCUGAGUGUGGCAAUUGCUGCUAUAGUUGAGAUGAAAAGGCUCAAAGUCGCUCGAGAAUAUGGUCUAGUUAAUAAGCCAAAUGUGACAGUUCCAAUGAGCAUAUGGUGGUUGAUUCCUCAAUACGUAUUGGAUGGAGUUGCUGAUGGAUUAACCUCGGUUGGAAUGCAAGAAUUCUUCUAUGACCAGGUUCCCGGAGAAUUGAGAAGCGUGGGUGUUUCUCUCUAUAUCAGCACCUCUGGUAUGGGAAGAUUUAUUAGCAGUUUUCUCAUUUCUAUCAUUGAGAGACUCACUGGAGGGGAAGGCUGCGAUAGUUGGUUUGCUAAUAAUCUGAAUGGAGCUCAUCUUGAUUACUUCUAUUGGCUAUUAGCUGGACUAAGUACAAUACAAUUGGUUGUUUACUUGUAUUUUGCAAAAAAUUAUGUGUAUAAAAGGGAAGGCACAAAUUAAACA
Manihot esculenta (cassava) is the source of this 2102-nucleotide messenger RNA. RefSeq names its product protein NRT1/ PTR FAMILY 5.10. Gene Ontology annotation, biological process: transmembrane transport. The transcript is spliced from 4 exons. Gene Ontology annotation, cellular component: membrane. The record is from RefSeq and is a predicted model, not a curated record. Gene Ontology annotation, molecular function: transmembrane transporter activity. NCBI's taxonomy places the organism in Eukaryota, Viridiplantae, Streptophyta, Magnoliopsida, Malpighiales, Euphorbiaceae.